UCGGUUCGGUUCCGUCAAAGUUAAAAACUGCAUUGAAACGGGAGGAGAAGCCGUAACAAACACUUAUAUUAUACCGCAUAAGCUUUAAAAUCAGCAUUUAUUUUUGCAUAUUCUAUAAGUUUUUGAUUGAAUUAAUUCUUCAAAUAUGUUGAUCAAAGUGAAGACGCUCACAGGCAAGGAGAUCGAGAUUGAUAUUGAGCCGACAGAUAAGGUGGAGAGAAUUAAAGAAAGAGUGGAAGAGAAAGAAGGCAUACCACCUCAGCAACAACGCCUUAUAUUUUCCGGCAAACAAAUGAAUGAUGAAAAAACGGCCCAGGACUACAAAGUGCAAGGCGGCUCUGUUCUCCACUUGGUGUUGGCACUACGAGGAGGGGAGUGAAGGCUUGUGAUACUUUUCUCAUAUUUAUAACUCUUAAUUUUAUGUUAAUUUCUUACUGUAUAAAGUAAAUAUGCAUUACUAAGAAAAUAUUGUUGAGAUUCUACAUCCUCCUUAACUAUCAUGGUGCAUGGCAAUUUACCAUGAGCGAAAACUCUUUUACUUUGUCUCAGAUUGAAUGGAAAUGAUCUAAGGGUAUGUACUUAUAUACAGUCACAUGCAAUAAUAAGUUACUCUUCGAAGGCCGCUACUUAAAAUAUGUGACACGCUCUUAUGGCUCGACAAAUACGAUCGUGUCAGUUAUUUUUGCGGCCUUCGUUGUGUAACAUAUUAUUGCAGGCACUGUACUAUAUCCUUGGCACCUAGAUUCAAUGCCAGGUGCCAGCCUAUGUGCUUGUAAAUCUUGUUAUUUAACUACUAAUGACUUUGACGUAGUCAUUAUAUUUGAAUCAUUUAGAAGUAAAAUCAGUCUACAUGUUU
Cydia fagiglandana is the source of this 856-nucleotide messenger RNA. It is a transcript of the gene Nedd8, whose product is annotated as NEDD8. The transcript is spliced from 3 exons. Lineage: Eukaryota; Metazoa; Arthropoda; Insecta; Lepidoptera; Tortricidae. The record is from RefSeq and is a predicted model, not a curated record. Gene Ontology annotation, molecular function: protein tag activity; ubiquitin protein ligase binding. Gene Ontology annotation, cellular component: nucleus; cytoplasm. The coding region runs from base 146 to 379 and encodes 77 amino acids. Gene Ontology annotation, biological process: regulation of proteolysis; protein neddylation; modification-dependent protein catabolic process.